UCGGCCGCCGUUAGGGCCGCGCAGACGGAGGCUUCGAGGCGGGAGCCGGCUGAGAUGUCGCGUCCUCAGUCCCUUUAAGUGCCAGGCGGGAAGUUCGACGGAAGCCUCCGGAGAACCUCGGCCUCCCGGCUCUGGACCCACGCGCGCAGCGGGGCUGCCGCCGUCCCUGCCGCAACGGGAGUGGGACUAAGAGCAGCGAAGAAAUACCCACUCAGCUCAGAUGGAGGAAAGUUGGAAAAUUCAUCUGGCGGCAGAAAGAUAAAGCUUGUGUGACUCAGUGGACUCCAUCCCCAUCACUCAGAUCUCUAGCAUCUGCAUCCUUGCCCAUUUUCUCUGGGGGUCUUCUCCACUACUGUCCCUCACAUUUGGUCUAACAACCCCUGCCUUCAGGAAGGGCCUCCGAGGCCACCGGGACCCAGCCCCCUGCUCCGCCCCUCCCUGUUCCCACCCCCAUCGAGGUGCAGGCUAAGAGGGACCUCAGGAAGAGAUGCUCCUGGUGAAGCGUGGGCCAGUUCCACGAGGCCUUUCUCCUCUCCUGCAGGGGACUCUUGUCCUGGAAGGGUGGGGGCCGUCUGUGCCCAUCCCGGCCCUGAGUUAGGCGAAGAGGAAGGAGUUUGCGAGGUAGCUGGAGAGCCACCGGCAGCCAUAAUCCUGUUCCCUGGCAAACGAAGGCCACAGAGCAUCUUUCUCCUGUUUGGCCCCAACCAAUCCUACAUGUGCCUCCCUCCCAUUGGCCCAGGAAAGGUGUAGCCAUGGCUCUGGGGCUCUUCCGGGUGUGUCUGGUGGUGGUGACAGCCAUCAUCAACCACCCGUUGCUGUUCCCGCGGGAGAACGCCACAGUCCCCGAGAACGAGGAGGAGAUCAUCCGCAAGAUGCAGGCGCACCAGGAGAAGCUGCAGCUGGAGCAGCUGCGGCUGGAGGAGGAGGUGGCCCGGAUGGCAGCCGAGAAGGAGGCGCUAGAGCGGGUGGCGGAGGAAGGCCAGCAGCAGAACGAAAGCCGCACGGCCUGGGACCUGUGGAGCACACUGUGCAUGAUCCUCUUCCUGGUGAUCGAGGUGUGGCGGCAGGACCACCAGGACGCGCCUUCACCCGAGUGUCCUGGCGGGGACGAGGACGAGCUUCCCAGCCUGGAGGGUGCCCCGCUCCGGGGCCUCAGCCUGGCCAACAAGGGCACGCUCGACCACUUCUAUGAGCGCUGCAUCCGGGGGGCCACGGCCGAUGCUGCCCGCACCCGGGAGUUCGUGGAAGGCUUCGUGGAUGACCUGCUGGAAGCCCUGAGGAGCCUCUGCAACCGGGACACAGACAUGGAGGUGGAGGACUUCAUUGGUGUGGACAGCAUGUAUGAGAACUGGCAGGUAGACAGGCCGCUGCUGUGCGACCUCUUUGUGCCCUUUAUGCCCCCUGAGCCCUACCAUUUCCACGCAGAGCUCUGCUGCUCCCGCCGCUCAGUGCCUUUGGGUCGCCAGGGCUAUGGUCAGAUCAAGGUGGUCCGGGCCAACGAGGAUUCGCUGGGCUGCAUCUGCGACAAGACCAAGCUCGGGGAAGACAUGCUGUGUCUCCUUCACGGCAAGAACCGCCUCGAACGGCCUGGGGGUGAGGUGGAAACGCUGCUGUGUGCCCGAGACUCCCCCUACCUGGACACGCUGCAGGUCAUGAAGUGGUUCCAGACGGCCCUCACCAGAGCCUGGCACCGCAUUGCCCACAAAUAUGAAUUCGACCUGGCAUUUGGUCAGCUGGACACCCCUGGGUCCCUCAAGAUCAGGUUCCGCUCAGGGAAGUUCAUGCCCUUCAACCUGAUUCCUGUGAUCCAGUGUGACGACUCGGACCUGUACUUUGUCUCCCACCUUCCCAGGGAGCCCUCUGGGGAGGCCCCGGCAUCCAGCACUGACUGGCUCCUGUCGUUUGCCGUCUAUGAGCGACACUUCCUCCGGAUGACAUCGAAGGCGCUGCCUGAGGGUGCCUGUCACCUCAGCUGCUUGCAGAUUGCCUCCUUCCUGCUGUCCAAGCAGAGCCGCCUGACCGGCCCCAGCGGGCUCAGCAACUACCACCUCAAGACGGCCCUGCUGCACCUGCUGGUCUCCAGGCGUCCUGCUGACUGGGAGGCUGGGCAGCUCGAUGCUCGCCUGCACGAGCUACUCUGCUUCCUGGAGAAGAGCCUGCUGGAGAAGAAGCUCCAUCACUUCUUCAUUGGCAACCGCAAGGCACCCAAUGCCGUGGGCCUACCUGAGGCCGUUCGCCGGGCCGAGCCUCUCAACCUCUUCCGGCCCUUCGUCCUGCAGCGAAGUCUCUACCGGAAGACGGUGGACUCCUUCUAUGAGAUGCUGAAGAAUGCCCCAGUGCUCAUCAGCGAGUAUUCCCUACAUAUCCCCUCGGACCACACCGGCCUGCCCCCAAAAGCUGUUGUCUUGUAGAGCACUCAGGACCCAGAGGGCCAGGGUGCAGGACACCCCACAUGUCCACACCUCUCGGGGCAUCUACGGGCCCUGUCCUGAGAAAAUGCUGGGCUUCAUCGGGAGCCGUGGCUCAGCCCACCAGGGAAGCCUGGCCCUACAGCCCCGAGGAAAGAAUUCCAAGCUGGAAGCUGGUUUGCUUUCAUGCCAGCUGGGGCCUACUGGUGAGGUUCUGGUCUGGGGUUGGUUGACCCUUUGCAGCUUACUUUUGGAUCACCACAAACGGCCAAGAUGAUGGCAAAAUACUCCUUGGACACUAAGUUAAAGAUAAUGCAAACAUCCAUUUGGGUGCAAUUAUUACCUCCCAAGUCCAGUCUUUACUUGGGUAUCAGCAAGGAUCUACAGGAGUCCUGAUGGGGCAGUGUGUUAAGACCCAGGACCCUAUUUCCAGUCACUCUUGGCCGUGGGCAUCUGCACCCAAGGCACUAACAGGGACAGCUGUGGGAAUCUGCAAUCUUCCAUCCUCAGCCUACAAAACAGGAGUCUCCCUGUGGCUGCCAUUUUUUAAGCUAUUUGGAGAAAAGACCAGGUAGUGGUUUGAGGCCCCAAGAGGCCAGUGUCUCUGUUGCACAGAAGUGGACACUUGGUGGCAGAGAGAAGUUUCACGUGGCCACUUUUUCAGCUACACGUCUCAGGGUGCACUCCCUCACCCUACCCCUUCCCCCAGUGAGCUGAGCACUGUGGGUGCCACAUACCAUGUGGGGUACAGACUCCAUAGCCCCUCACCCCUCUGUAUUCUCUCCACAGCUGGACCACACGUGGUCAGGGAGGGCAGAUACCGAAGGUGGAAGUUCUGGGAGACACGGGGUGAGAGGGAUAAAGGACAGAACCUAUACCCAGGGUACUGGGGCCUGGCUCACAGCCUGACCUCUGAUGCCCGGUUCAGAGAAAGUUCCAGAGCUGAGAAGUGACACAUGCCAUAGCCCUGAGUUUUCCUCAGCAGGGUCUGUCCCAGUGCAGGGCAUGCCUGGAGGCCAGGGGAGACCCAGCUAGCUCCAUCUGAUGCCCCCAAGACCUGCUCUCUCCAGUGGGGCUCCCUCCCUGCACAGAACCCUCCUUACCAGCCAGCCACACAGAUGACCAAGACCCAGAGAGGCCCAGCUAACUGGGAGCACACAGGGAUGGCCCUGAAGACCCAGUGCCCGAGCCCUAGAGUGGUCACCUCGGCACUGCCAGGGGCCGCGGCCACUGGGCAGGUGCCAGAGGCUGUGGGGGGAGCUGGCCGGUCUCCCGGCCCAUUUAGGGGUGUUGGGAAGCCACUCCUCCUCCACUUGUGGCUUCUGCAGCCCUUUGGGAGUUCUUCUUAGGGCAUUGCCUCAGUAACCCUUGCAGUAAGCUAGGAGGAGGCAAGGAUGAGGGCGCCUGCAUCAGCAGCGGGGGUCCCCUCCAGGGUGUAAGCCGGCCAUGCCUGCUGAACAGCACCUGCAGCUCCCCGGGGCUGUCAGACUCUCCUGAGGUGCAGAGGACCCUGUCCUGGCAACAGGGGUCUCUCACCUGGCCCCAGGGGUUCUGGAAGGUGGACGGUUUGCCUGACAGGGUUUACUCGCAGCAGGCUGGGCUGUGAUGGAACACUGAACCCUAUAGGAACCCUUCCGUGUGAGCUGGAGUCGGACUGCGCAGACUGGCAGCGGGGGCUGCAGGGAAGGGGCAUGCCGGCAUGGCCCCUGACAGUACCUCCAGGCCCCCUGUUCAGUUGGGACUUGUUUCCAGAGUUGGGGUGAAUAUCUGUAUUUAUUAUUGCCCAUGCCUUGCCUUCCCCACCUUCAUCCUUAUUUCAUUGUGCUUGGAGGAGACCUGACAGCCAGGAACCAGCCUCCAGCAGCCAAGACCAAGCCUGAACCUCGCUUGGCUCCCAGGAGAAAGUUCACUGAAAAAUUACCUUCUGGCCUCUUGUUUAUUCAGAGCAGCCAGCUCAGCGGGGAAAUGGGGAUCUUUUAUGCACCAAGGCUGCUUCUGAGACAGAAAGCAGCAGGGCUCUCAGUGUUUCAUGCUGCCUUAUUUAUAUUAAAGGAAGAAUUAAAUUCUUACAAGAAGGAGAAA
Messenger RNA from Suricata suricatta (meerkat), 4490 nucleotides. RefSeq names its product inositol 1,4,5-trisphosphate receptor interacting protein (gene ITPRIP). Gene Ontology annotation, cellular component: membrane. NCBI's taxonomy places the organism in Eukaryota, Metazoa, Chordata, Mammalia, Carnivora, Herpestidae. The record is from RefSeq and is a predicted model, not a curated record. Bases 753 to 2411 code for a protein of 552 amino acids. The transcript has 6 exons. Gene Ontology annotation, molecular function: protein kinase inhibitor activity.